This is a messenger RNA of Saprolegnia diclina VS20, 1768 nucleotides long. RefSeq names its product CAMK/CDPK protein kinase. The coding region runs from base 15 to 1655 and encodes 546 amino acids. The record is from RefSeq and is a predicted model, not a curated record. Gene Ontology annotation, biological process: protein autophosphorylation; intracellular signal transduction; peptidyl-serine phosphorylation. The transcript has 6 exons. Lineage: Eukaryota; Oomycota; Saprolegniomycetes; Saprolegniales; Saprolegniaceae. Gene Ontology annotation, molecular function: calcium ion binding; calcium/calmodulin-dependent protein kinase activity; calmodulin binding. Gene Ontology annotation, cellular component: nucleus; cytoplasm.
CUGUCGUCGACGUCAUGCGCAGCGUGGCGAUGAUGAGGACGGUCCGCCGCCGGUCCAUGAGCAGCAUGGCCGCGUGGAAUCGCGCGGACGUGGAAGUCUCGAUCGGCAGCGUUCGCACCGAGUGGCGCAAUGGCGUCCGGCGGCUCGCGGCCUUUCCGGCGCUGCAACAAGUCGCGCUCGAGACCGCGGCCUUCUUCACGGACCCGCGUGACAUUGACUUUGGCUACCCGCGCACGUUUCGCACCAAGUACACGCUCGGCGCCCAGCUCGGCGAAGGCGCGUUUGGCACUGUGUACCAAGUAGCGCCUACGGACGACGCCGUGACGCUCGACUUGGCGGUCAAGGUCAUCCAAAAAGAUCGGCUGGCGUCGCGCAAGGACUUUGUCGCGCUGCGCCAAGAAGCCCGCAUCAUGAUGCUGCUUGGCGGCACGCUCAACGUCGUCCACUACUUUGGCGCGUACGAAGACGACCGCGCGGUGUACCUCGUCAUGGAGCACUGCGUCGGCGGCGAGGCGUAUGCGCGCCUCACGACGACGACGCUCGCGACCGAAGACGACCGCGCCGCGUCCUACAUGCUCAACGUCCUUCACGUCGUGUGGCAGUGCCACCUUCUCGACAUUCUGCACGGCGAUCUCAAGCUCGAGAACUUCCUUUUUGCCGACGACCAAGUGGACUCGCCGCUCAAGCUCACGGAUUUCGGUGGCGCCGCGUUUGUCUUGCCGAAUGCGGUCGUGUCGGGACUCCGAGGCACGCCCUUGUACACGGCACCUGAAGUGCUCCACGGCAAGUAUGCGCUGCCGGCCGACAUGUGGAGCUGCGGCGUCAUUUUGUAUCGGCUCUUGAGCGGAUCGUUUCCCUUUGAAGGCGCCCUCAUCGACGAGCAGAUUCUGCACGCGCCCAUCGAUGUCGAGUCGGGCGUCUGGGCAAACGUCUCGCCGGACGCAAAAGAUCUGGUGCGCAAGCUGCUCGAGCGAGAUCCCCAAGCGCGAUUGACCGCGCACGACGCGCUGCGCCACCCGUGGAUGGCGCAAGCAUUUAAGGAGCGCAAAGACGCGCGCAGGCAGGUCCCGCGGCACCUCGGCGGCACCAUGAUCCAGCGGCUACAGCUCUACCGCACCCUCAACGGCUUCCAGCAAGCUGUGUUUAUCGAAAUGACCAAGCGCGUGUCCAAAGCGAGCAAGGUCGAGCUCGCAGUGCUCUUCUCUGAGAUCUGUGUCGACGGCGCGUCUUCGAUUGGCGUCAAGGACCUCGCGCGCGGCUUCCAGAACGGCGGCUACAAGCUGACGUGGGGCGAGGUGAAGAGCUUCUUGAGUCGCAUGGACAUUGACGGCGACGGCGUCAUCUCGUUCGAUGAGUUUUGCUGCGCGUUUCUCGACUGGCACGAGAUCCAGCAAGAUGCAGCCGAGUGGCCGAUUCUCGUUCAAACAGUGUUCGCCACGUUUGACACAGAUCGCGACGGCAUGAUCCGCGUCGCCGACCUCGUUCCGCACAUGCCAGUGCGCAUGGUGCACACGUUUCUGAGCGACGUGCAGCGCUGCUUUGCGCACGCCGACUCGGACAAGGACGGCGCGAUCAACUUGGUGGAGUUCGAGCGCAUUCUUCUCAUGCAAGACGAGGCGUGGACGGCCUUUGCGCCGCGGUACCUCUGGCACUAGUCCACGUCGUGAGGCGGCAACGAUCGUACUGAUAGAGGCGAUGUGGCCAAACAUUUAUCCGACUGUAGUAUACUAGAAUACAUGUUUUACAAUGAAUUUCGAGUGGUGGUUAG